Molecule: messenger RNA, 2216 nt
Organism: Phaedon cochleariae (mustard beetle)
Lineage: Eukaryota; Metazoa; Arthropoda; Insecta; Coleoptera; Chrysomelidae
Source: the annotation of a GenBank genome assembly
ACUCACGUAUUAAAAAUACUUGCCUAUUUGAUGUUUCCUCAGAAAGAAUGCAUAGGAGUUUAACAUUGUCAGAAAUAGUUUCGUCGACUUUGUCAAGUAAUAAAAAUGAUAUAGUUGUUGAUAAUGAAUUUUCCAGAGAUAAGUUUUUUACUAAUAUUGGAAUUGGUUUGAUUGAGUUUUUCUUCUCAUCAUUACUGUUAUGCUAUGGAAUAAUUUUCGCUGAAAAUGUAGGAAUUGGAACAUAUAACGUGAAGGGUGGCCUGUGGACAACUAUAUUAUACAUUUCAACAUACCAAAUUAUUGCUCCUUGGUCCAAACGCUUAGUUGGUGAAUGGUAUGAAGUACACGAAAACAGAAAUAUAAUAUUCAGAUGUAUUGUAUUCAUACUUACGUGUCUAUUGAUCUUAGGUGUGAUGUUCUCUGGGUUUCCUGUAUUUUAUGGAAUUUGUGGAGGACUAACACACAGCAUGGUAUCAACUCAGCUGACGUUUAUAGCGAUGAGGAAAUUCAAAAUGGAUGAGAGAAAAAUCGAACGUAAUUUACAACCAGCGAAGGCCAUCUCUUUGUUGAUUUUACCUCAUGUCAUGUUAGUCCUAGUAGAUAAUUAUACUAUCGCUCAGAGUUUCCUGAUAUAUGCAGCGUUUCUUCUCAACAUUAUACCGGCUAGUUGGAUAAUAAGAUACAAUCAAGAUUCUGAUGAUUUAGUAGAUUAUCCAGAUAUGUCUCGCUACCAAACUCUUUCAGUAUUAACACGUCAAAUGGCAGAAAUGAAAGAAUUCUCAAAAUCUCCUCAAUCGCCUCUUUUUCAAACCAGCACUUCCGAUUCCUCAUCGGUAGAAGCCGAAGAAGAAGCAAUCGUGAAUGAAAAUGACAUUCCUGAAAAUGACACUCCUGAAAAUGACGCGGAGACACCCCGAUUCAUCAUAGGCGCUGAUGUUGACGAUAAAGGAGACGCUGAGCUUAACGAUGAUGGUGAACACUUGACGACAAUCAAACAACUGACGCAUCAGACCGUCGAUUUCUAUUACAGCAAUAUGGGAGUGAACAUUUUACCAGGGAUACCCGAAGAGCCAGAAAUAGAGACAGAAAAAGAUUCAGAUAGCUCAAAAAGGAAUACGAUAGACCCGAAAAGGUUGAGCAGGAUAAGUGCAGCUUUGGAAGAGUUGAACCAAAAAGACAAUACAGAGAAGGAAGUUGUGGAAAAACCACUUUUAGUUACGACUAUCAUAGUUGAAACUCCUGUAGUGGAGGUAACCAGGAAAAUUGAGGAACUAGCUACAGAUUUGAAAGAAUUGAAUCAUGAUAGAGAUGGAGGAAACACAACUGCGGAGGAAGGAAUAAUUGUGACUGAUGUUUUGGUCAAAAUGCCUCCUACAGAUAUCGUUGAAAAUAUCAAAAGUAUCGAGUAUAUUCAUGACACUAAUUCAAAUAAUAGAAGGAAACCGUUCAGGGAUUUACGCGACUAUUCCAAAUUUAAUUGCUGCAAGUGUUCCCCAUAUAAUAUUUACAUAUGGAAGCAUAGAUUCAGAAGUACCAGAUACUUUCUAACUCACUUAUUCCAACCGCUCUACUAUUCGUUGACAGAUCUUCAUUUUUACCCUACGUUAGUGUCUAAAGUAGCUAUCCUUCUUAAUUCAACCAUUUUCUUCACUCUGGCGCCCCAUCUCUUUCUCAAGAAGAACAGUGACUACAAGAAGGAAGCCACGGCAUUUUUGUUAUCCUAUAUGGCGUUCUCUUGGUGCAUAUUUUUGGUAUUUUUGCCAUUGGUGGUGACUUUUUCCAAAGUGAGGAUGAGAUACACGUUCAGUAUUGGUCUGUUAGUCAAUGCAUUCAGUAUGUUACUACUCUCCAAACGGAAAAUGAGCAAUGACCUCAUAACUUGGUUUUGCCUCCUUUUUGGAUUUGGAUUCGGUAUGAUCAACUUUUCUCAAAAUUUGGUCUACAAAUCUUUUCUUGACCAAAGGAAACCAGAAGCCAGCCAAGCAGCCCUGGACAUCUUUUCUGGUUUUGCUGUGAUAUUAGCGUAUUAUUUUAUUUCUAUUAGUGAGUUGGAUAUAGUUAGGAUAUUUCCGAUAGUGUCUUUCUAUGCCUAUGUGAUAAUGGCAGGUUUUUGGACAAUUUUGAGUUGGUCUAAAAUAUGUAUAAAGAAAAUGAAGAAAAAUAUUCUAGUUUAACAUUUUGGAUCAACUGUGACGAAAUAUAUGUUGCUAUUUUUC